AUGCUAACCACAAGCACUAUUGAACUCGCGAACACGUACUUACGCAAAGGGCUUGGAGCAUCAGCGCCACCACCGCCGUCGAUGAGCACGUUGCCGUACGAUCGGCACGAUACGGGAUCGCCGGAAAAUGAGCGAAAGCAUAAGGUUAGUAAAGGGAGAAGUGUUAGAUCUUCAAUGAUCGAGGUUUUAUUAAAAAAAAGUGUUCCAAGCCCCGUCUAG
Messenger RNA from Caenorhabditis remanei, 219 nucleotides. RefSeq lists its product as uncharacterized. The coding region runs from base 1 to 219 and encodes 72 amino acids. The record is from RefSeq and is a predicted model, not a curated record. The transcript has 2 exons. Lineage: Eukaryota; Metazoa; Nematoda; Chromadorea; Rhabditida; Rhabditidae.